AUGGGAUUCAACUUCUACGAAACCAUCAAGCCGCAAUCUGACGGUGUAUCAGAAAGGAUCGUUUCGAGUGGUAGUCAAUAUAUUCCAGAACUAAAGACAGAGACUAUUUCUACCGGAAAUCAAAUUUCCGAAGUGCCAACAUUGACUAGUUGGUUCCAUGGCAUCAUCUCUGCAUCUUUGAGCAAAGUCAACCUUUACAAAGCCGAGAUCGAGACUCAGAAAUCUUCAGCAGCUAAUGAAUUGAGAAACGCGCGUGAAUAUGUGUCAGAAAACAUUUUAACCGACAAAUACGAAUCUACAGAAUUUUUGGUACCAGCCUGUAUAAGUGCCGUAGGCGCCUUUGCAGCGGGAAGGAUAAUAAGCAAUCCUCAAAAUUGGGGUUUCCGUUCGACUUUAAACAAAAUUGGUGGAAUUUUAGCCCGCAAUCCAUCAUUCCUGGGCCGUACUUUGACAAGCAUUCCCAGCAGAUUAAUUCUUCCUUGGGCUUUGGCACUCACCACUUUCAAGUUCCUCAUCCCUGUAACAUCUCAAAAUGCCGUUGAAGCGCUAGAGAAGGAUUUCCUGCCUCCUGCGGCCAGAGAUUAUCAUAAGCAGAUCAGCAAGUGGUACGCAGAGACCGUUCAAGCCAGCGCUCACAACUUGAGCAGCACAUCACAGAAAUGGUUGCAAGGCUCUAUUCACAGAAUGAGAAAGUUCGUUAUCGACCAACUGAGCUUAUAA
This is a messenger RNA of Lachancea mirantina, 720 nucleotides long. NCBI's taxonomy places the organism in Eukaryota, Fungi, Ascomycota, Saccharomycetes, Saccharomycetales, Saccharomycetaceae. The record is from the annotation of a GenBank genome assembly.